CCGGCUCGGUUUGCUUUUGGUUCCCCGCUUGCUUUUUAUUCGCUGCAAACGGGAAACAGAACAAAAAUCAAAACAAAAACAGUUUGCAAAAGUUGGGUUUGGAGAACAUCUCUUGGAUAAAUAUCUUAUUUACACAGGAACUACACCAAAAUGAGAAUUGUGAUGCAAAUGGUUUGUUGUGUGUUCGUGCUGGCUGUAUCCAUAACAGCACAGUCAAAUGACACUUAUUAUAAUGUAGAACUUAACCAUCAAAUCAUCCGUUGUCAAAUGUGUCCGCCUGGCACUUUCUGGAUUAAGCAUUGUAGUCAGGACGGUGGCAAUGCACAAUGUGAGGACUGUCCGGAUGGAGAGUUUAUAACGGACUAUAAUCGAGUGUUUUAUUGCAAAAGGUGUACUGAAUGUACAAGAACUGAUCAACCAUCGGGUGAAGUUUUGGUGGAGGCAUGUACACCGUCUCACAACACAAUAUGUGGGUGUAAACCGGGGUACUGGAGAGAAGAAGGAAAAGUCGGGGAUUGCCAAGAAGUGUCGCAGUGUGAGCUCCGAUAUGGCGUGAAACAAAUAGCGAACAGUCACAAUGAUACAACAUGUGAGAGAUGUGUUAACGGGAAGACCUUCUCCAACAUCAGUUCCGAUGUGACGCCAUGCCAGAACUGUUCAGUUUGUGCUGAGGGAUGGGUGCAGAAAACUCCAUGUAACGAAACCAAAGACACUAUGUGCAUUCCAAAAGAUGAAGUAGAAGAAGACAGUGUUGGUGUUAUUGUGGGAGCAGCCUGUGUCGUUAUACUUGUAGUUGCAAUACUUAUUGGUAUCAUCAUUGCCAUUUGGUGUCGGGAAAGAACCAAUGCACGUUGUCAAAUGUUGCUUAGGAGAAGACAUCAAGAAAAGUUGGAUGAAGAAGAAGCCAACCAAUAACAGCCAUGCAUUCACGUUACUGAGAUGAUUGAAGUAAAUACAUAUCGAGACAGAAGUUAAUGCACUCCCUUGGCUUACGUCAUAGAACAGCUGUGUUUUGGUGAACAAAAGUCAUAAGUGCACGAAAAAUGUCAUGUUGGUGCUCGAACAAUGACAUCCUGACAUUUGGAAGUUCCGAAACACAGCCUCUUGGAUGUUUUAUGAUCCUGCUGGUUCAAGAAAUCCACAAAACGUACCAGCAAAUAUUAAAUAUUUACCGAAAACAUUUAGUAAUACAUAUCAUUGCAGCGGACACAAGCACAUGCAAUUUCUUUGACUCUGGUGUAUAUGAUUGUUGUAACAGACUAGGAUUAGCAUCUCAGGGAUGUGAUUUGGUCAUGGCUCCAUGGUCCAACUAAUAAAACUAAAACAAAUACAUAUAAAUGUUUAUUUCAAAGUUUAUUGGUUGGUUUUGGCUGUAACUUUUUUUGUCCUCAAAGAGGGCUUCCAAUCAAGCAGUUUGCUCCUGUGGCCGUUUUGAGGCCUAAAGCACCUUCAAAUACGCCGAAAUGGUUGAUUUCAACCCAGGGCAAUCACAUCUCUGCACAUGCAUGCCUUGGUCGAGUUUGUUUAAUUAUCUGUGAUAAUUUUGUACAUCUGUGAUGUAGAUAGUUUAUUUUUUGCGAUUUUUAAAUUGUGUACACUGUCAAUACAUGUUGAUAAUUGUUACAGGAUUAUUUUAAGUUAUCAGUUCCAGUAAUCAUUGGACCAUUGAAUUCCUUCUUUAAUCAUAUAUUGGACUUUAAGUCAUUUCAAAGUUCUGGGACAUCUGGUGCUAUUAUCCCAAUCCAUAAAAUGGCCCAUCAAUCAGAUCCUAAAAAUUACAGGAGAAUUACUCUUUAAUGGGUGAUUUUAAUGCAAGAAGUGGAACUCUGUUGGACUUUUUACAAAUUGUUGAAAAUAUUGCACAUGAUAAUUUUGAUUUUGAUACCAAUUUUAUUGAAAUAGAAAUAGUAAAGCGGAGUUCAAUAUAUGUUUACUGGCUCCUUCAUAACUACUAAGAAUAGUCUUACUGAUUAUGUACUUUGUACCCCUGAAUUAUUAACGUUUGUUAGCUCAGUUGUUGUCCUAGAUUUUGACCCACUAUUGUCUGAUAUUGAUAGGCCAGUUGAAUUUUCUUUACGGGGUGUAAAUACUAUUAAUACUGUAAUAGUAUGGUUGUCAUUUGUCCGAAAUGCAUGUCCGAAAUUUAUGUAACUCAUAAAUCAAUAUACCUGUUUGAAGUAGAUGGAAUUUCCACUGCUGCAUCACAUUAUUAUAAUCCUUAGUAAUUGAAUGAAAUGUCUAGCAAAUGCUUUCUCCAUAACUCUACCAGAUUAACUCGUAGUUUUGAGUGCCAGCAUUGAGUCAACGCUGUGCACUUGUCAAACUUGUCCGCCAUUUGCAUUUUGUAGGUUACAGCGUAGUAAAUUAUUCAAAUCAGUAAAUCGAGUCAUUUCUAACAUUUAAAUGUGAUGUAUUAUUGUAUUUAUGUAUGAUUUAUUGUAUUGUUUUAAAUUCAUAUUAAUAUGCUGUGUGUUAUUUAAGGUAUCACCCCAGAUCUCUAAUGCUGGGGAGCACUAUUUCACUAUUGUUCUUGCGGAAUGCUGGUGUAAUGCUGGGCUCACUUAUCUUAUAAGCAUCACUGUUUUACUUCAAAGAAGUUAAUGCUGCAUUGUAUUGUUAAAGAGUAUAUGUUAAUUUCUCUACUUCAAGACUUUAUAUUCACCUUUUAAGUGAAUAUUAUAUUAUCUAUGUUUCAUACAAAAUAUGAGCCGCAUUACUCAGCCAGCGUUGCUGGUGAAAAUACCCAAUUCUAAUGCCAGCAACGCCAGCAUCAGCAACCACUAUAUAAGGCGAUGAAUUUUUGCGAUGGAGUCAGUUGUCAGUAGUCACUCGUCUGUAGUCAGUCAUCAGAGUAACCUACACUUAACUAAACCAGCCAUGAAAAAGAGCUUUGCUGGUAAUUUCUACAUUAUAUAAAAUUCUAACUACAUUUAAUACCUUAAUUAACUACAUAUAUACCUACAAAAAUACUACUAGCAUACUUAAACAAUUUAAAUACAAAACUGACUACUGCAGUACUGGUUCCAUUGCUGACUCGUGUAUUAAGUAAUUGACUAGAGAACGUGAAUAAAUUAAUAG
This is a messenger RNA of Mya arenaria, 3078 nucleotides long. RefSeq names its product tumor necrosis factor receptor superfamily member 16-like. The record is from RefSeq and is a predicted model, not a curated record. The transcript is spliced from 6 exons. Gene Ontology annotation, molecular function: protein binding. The coding region runs from base 151 to 915 and encodes 254 amino acids. Lineage: Eukaryota; Metazoa; Mollusca; Bivalvia; Myida; Myidae.